Molecule: messenger RNA, 1948 nt
Organism: Momordica charantia (bitter melon)
Lineage: Eukaryota; Viridiplantae; Streptophyta; Magnoliopsida; Cucurbitales; Cucurbitaceae
Product: monodehydroascorbate reductase
Cellular component (GO): cytoplasm
Molecular function (GO): oxidoreductase activity, acting on NAD(P)H
Source: RefSeq, a predicted model, not a curated record
AUUUUUUCCUCUCAAUAAAAUCACACAUUUUCUUGCCUCUCUCUUCUGCAAACUUUUUAAUCUUCAAGUCAAAACACAGUCAAUUGAGAAGUUUGAACUCAACCAAAGAGAAGCGUCUCUCUUGCACAUUAUUGUAGGGAGAGAGGAAUAUGGGGCAGUUCAUUAGUUCAAAACUGGCAAGCAUUUGGAGCAGAGUUGACAAAAGUUUGAACUACUACAGAAACUUUCAACAAAACUUGCUACUCCUAAAAAAUCUAUCAAGAGAUCUAAACACCCAAUUAGAAAAAACCGAACAAAGUUCUUCGAAAGGAAGCAACGACAAAUGGCAGAAGAAAGUAGACAUAUUGAUCGAUGAAGUCGAAGACAUCGAAAGAUCAGUAAGAAACUGGCAGGGCCUCUCGGUUUCUGUUUAUCUUUAUGGAAGGCUAGUUGGAGAGAAGAUCAAUGAGGCAAAAGAGUUGCUCGAAGAAGGGAACAUCUACUUAGGCAAAAACUUCAAAUAUGUGAUUCUUGGAGGGGGAGUGGCAGCAGGAUAUGCAGCCAGGGAGUUUGUAAGAAAAGGCGUGAACCCAGGCGAGCUUGGGAUCAUCUCGGGCGAGUCCGUGGCACCAUACGAGCGUCCCGCGCUCAGCAAGGGAUAUCUGUUUCCAAAGAACGCGGCGAGGCUUCCACAGUUCCAUGUGUGUGUAGGGAGUGGAGGGGAGAGAUUGGAUCCCAGUUGGUAUGAGGAGAAAGGGGUGGAAUUGAUCCUCAACACAAAGAUAGUAAAGGCAGCCCUUGCUUCAAAAACUCUCACAAGUGAAGAUGGGAGAAUUUUCAAGUUUGAGACUUUGGUAAUUGCAACUGGCUCAGCUGGGAUCAGACUUGGGGAUUUUGGUGUAAAAGGGGAUGAAUCCAAGAAUGUGUUGUAUUUUAGAGAUUUGAAUGAUGCUGAGAAAAUUGUUGAAGCAAUGAAAGCAAAAAGAAAAGGGAAAGCAGUGAUAGUUGGAGGUGGAUACAUUGGACUUGAAGUUGCAGCAGCCAUUAGGCUCAACAAUUUGAGUGUCACAAUGGUGUAUCCUGAGGCGUGGUGCCUGCCCCGGCUGUUCACGAAAGAGAUAGCCGAAUUCUACGAGGCGUACUACGAGUCGAAAAGGAUCAAAAUCAUCAAAAGAACGUCGGUAAUCGAGCUCGAGGCUGAUUCAAACGGAGAGGUAAAGAGGGUGAAGCUCAAAAAUGGGAUGGAGCUAGAAGCUGACAUUGUUGUAGUUGGGGUUGGAGCAAGACCUGUGACAGAGCUAUUCAAGGGGCAGAUUGAGAUGGACAGAGGAGGGAUCAAGACGGACGGGUUCUUCAAAACAAGCAUCGACGAUGUGUAUGCGAUAGGCGACGUAGCUUGUUUCCCAAUGAAGAUUUACAAAGAGAUGAGAAGAGUUGAGCAUGUUGAUCAUGCAAGAAAAUCAGCAGUGAAAGCUGUGGAGGUGAUCAUAGCACAGGAUCAGAAGGUUGUUGAAGAAUAUGACUACCUUCCCUACUUCUACUCGCGAGCUUUCGACCUCUCGUGGCAGUUUUAUGGCGACAACGUCGGGGAAACGUCGGUGCUGUUCGGAGACAGAAAUCGGGGAGCAGCGAAAGAGCGAAAAUUUGGGUGUUAUUGGAUCAAAGAUGGGAAAAUAAUGGGAGUAUUCUUAGAAGGGGGGAGUGUUGAAGAAAACAAGGCCAUUGCCAAUUUGGCAUGGAUUCAGCCAAGAGUUGGGGAUUUGGAAGAAUUGAAAGAGAAAGGUCUUUCUUUUGCUUUCAACUUUUGGGAUUUCCAACUCCAAAUAAAUAGUCUCUAAACUAAACAUCUCAAACCAACAUCUAUUUAUCUUCAGCAUUUGCAAAUACUUGUAAUUUCUUCUCUUGGUUUUUUCAAACAUGGGUGUGUUGGUAAUUUCAACUUUUAUUUCUUUUUGUGUUUUAUUCUUUU